Schistosoma intercalatum is the source of this 2291-nucleotide messenger RNA. The record is from the annotation of a GenBank genome assembly. NCBI's taxonomy places the organism in Eukaryota, Metazoa, Platyhelminthes, Trematoda, Strigeidida, Schistosomatidae.
CAUCGAUUGGACAUACCCAGAUACCUGGAACCGUGUAGAAAAAACAAGGAGGGAGCGCAAAGGAAUCAUUUGGUUUAUGCAAACACUUAAGUUGGCAUAUCUGAUAAACCAAUAGAAAAUCACAUUUAAUCAGUGCUGGGAAUCACUUAACGCGACAGAAGCUACUUAGUUUUCGAGCCAUAUCAUACUACAACAAAUACAAUUUGAGUUGGCAAAAUUGACUAUGACGCUACGUCACUGGAAUUGGAUAGCCUGAGGAUUUGCGUCCUUUCGUGAUACCCAUGCUAAAUGUCGGCCUAUAGCAGUUUACUCUCAGGCCAUGCCUAUCGUAAACUCCCCGGUGAAGAGAGGGUCGAUCAUUGCUCGGCUUCUCAUGUAACUUAUGGUGGUCUAAAUCUGCAUGGUGUGAUAGAGCUAACAAACUUUCAAGUAGUAUUUAUUGCUUUACCCAACGAAGCUAGUUCUGCUCGUGCACCAAAACCAUUUCACGGUUCAGAUAAAAAGAGAUACAUCCUAAAGCUGCCAUUGGGAACAAUUCGAAACAUUGAUCAGAAAUCCAACCAGGGAAAUAUUUCACUUCAUAUUGUUUGUAAGGAUAUCCGAGAACUAGUGUUCGCCUUCCCGGACUGUGGGCGAAGUCUUGGGUUCUGUGAAAACCUUAAAGCAAACGCGUUUCCUGCUAUUUCCAAAAAAACACUGUUCGCUUAUUUAUAUGGAGCAAAGUGCAUCGCAAAUAGUGUUUUUGCAAUAGAUGGUUGGGAUGUGUAUAAUCCAGAGGAGGAAUAUCACCGCCAGAACAUUUUUACUAACGGCUGGAGAAUUACAAAAAUUAACAUGGAUUAUAGGUUGUGUGAUACUUACCCAGCUAUUUUAGCUGUUCCAUGGGAAGUAACUGAUGAACUUCUAGUCGCAUGUGCACCCCAUCGCAGCCGCGGUCGGAUACCUGUUUUAAGUUGGUUGCAUCCUGAAAGCAAAGCAAGUCUAACCAGAGCAAGUCAACCUCUUGUUGGUGUCCAGGGCCGCCGCAGCUCCGACGAUAAAGAACUUGUUCGUCAGCUCAGGAUAGCCAAUGCUAAUGCAAAUAACCUUUUGAUAUUUGAUGCUCGUCCACAGGUUAACGCAAUAGCUAAUAUGGGCGUUGGCGGAGGUGUUGAAAGUCCAGCUUAUUAUGAAAACGUUCAAUAUAUGUUCUUGAAUAUACAAAAUAUACAUGCGAUGCGAGCUGCAUUGACAAAAGUUUUCGAGGCCUGUUUUCCAUUACCAGACGAUACACGAUGGUUUAAGCAACUGGCUGACUCUAAAUGGCUUUAUCAUAUUAAACAAAUUAUUUUCGCCGCAACUAGUGUAGCCGAUAAAAUUGAAAAUCAUAAGACAUCUGUGUUAAUACAUUGCUCAGACGGUUGGGACCGGACAACUCAAGUUACAUCUUUAGCAAUGUUGAUGCUAGAUCCGUACUACCGUACAAUACGCGGAUUUGAAGUGUUAGUCGAGAAAGAGUGGUGUUCUUUUGGUCACAAAUUCGCACAGCGCACAGGUGGACCUACCGAUGGUGGGAUUUAUUUGCCUCCCAACUCGUCAAGUUCUGUUAUUAAUGAAACUGGUGGAGGACGGCCAUCAAGUCCUGAGGAGCGUUCCCCAGUAUUUUUACAGUUCAUCGAUUGUGUGUGGCAGACGAUGCAGCAAUUUCCUCAUUCAUUUGAAUUCAACGAACGAUUUCUCAUAACAAUAAUGGAUGAGCUAUAUUCUGCGCGAUUCGGAACAUUUCUUUUCAAUUCAGAAAUGCAAGGACGCGACCAUGGUGUACGUGAAAGGACUAUCUCAUUGUGGGCAUAUAUCAAUGCAGAUAUCCAGUUGUAUCAAAACCCACUUUAUACUCCUGCUGAGAUCAGUGGUCAUCGUGUGAUUUUUCCUCAGCAUGCAUUAGCUCAGCUUCAAUUUUGGACAGCUUACUACAUAAGAUGGCAUCCACUUAUGCGUUUACAAGAGCCCAUAGCACGUCGAGAGAGAGCCUUAAUAUUGAUAAUGAAACGAUUCAGGGAACUUACAGCUGCCACGCAACGUGAAUGUGCUAAAACAACUCCCAAUAAUGUAUCUGAUAACUCAACACACAGUAGGUCCCAUUCAAAUAGUUCAAAGAUCUAAAAAUAUACCCUUCAGCAAAUAGCUGAUAAAUAAUUUCUUAAUUCGCCAACUCCUAAGACGCAAACAACCAAAAUGUGAUAUUAUCUUUAAUCUCUUUUUACAUAAUUUAAAAUUGAUUUUAAUUCUUAAUACAAAACUGCUACUAGAGU